This is a messenger RNA of Coniophora puteana RWD-64-598 SS2, 5191 nucleotides long. RefSeq names its product minichromosome maintenance protein mcm7p. Lineage: Eukaryota; Fungi; Basidiomycota; Agaricomycetes; Boletales; Coniophoraceae. The transcript is spliced from 13 exons. Gene Ontology annotation, biological process: double-strand break repair via break-induced replication; DNA replication initiation; DNA strand elongation involved in DNA replication. Gene Ontology annotation, cellular component: nucleus; MCM complex. Bases 22 to 2385 code for a protein of 787 amino acids. Gene Ontology annotation, molecular function: single-stranded DNA helicase activity; ATP binding; single-stranded DNA binding. The record is from RefSeq and is a predicted model, not a curated record.
CGUGUACAACCUCGGACCACCAUGUCUCUUCCAGUGGUGAACGUCAAUGUUAAUUAUGCAUCGGAACUCGAAACCAUCAAGAACUUUCUUGAGACCUUCGUAGGAUCGCCAGAGAAGGAUAUCAGCAGAGGUUUCGCGGAUAUUGCCCUUAGUGACGAUGAGGAUGAUAUUAUGGACAGUCGGGGGAAGAAUCUCAAGUAUAAGACACAACUGCAACGGAUAGCAAAUCGCGAGCAACAGAUGCUUAUUAUUGACCUGGAGGACAUUCACCAGCAUGAAGGAACUGUCUCGGAACUGGUUUCACGUAUACGGGGCAACACGCGCCGCUACACCAACAUCUUCUGUGAGGCUGUAGACCAACUCAUGCCCGACCCUACAAAAGACAUCAGCGAACACGAUGAAGUUAUUGACGUCAUUCUUCACCAAAGACGGGAACGUAAUGAGCAGACUGAGGGUUCCCAAGACGGUUUCCCCACUCACCUUCUGAGACGAUAUAACCUCUACUUCCAGCCUCUGCGCUCUGAAGUGGCAUUGGCUGUACGCGACGUCAAGAGCACAUCCCUCGGCAGACUCAUCACAGUUCGCGGUAUCGUUACGCGUGUUUCGGAAGUCAAACCGCUCCUUCUCGUCAAUGCUUACACGUGCGACGCGUGCGGGUCAGAAACCUUCCAGUCGAUAUCCAACAAGACCUUUACCCCGAUUCUUGACUGUCAGAACGAAAAUGAGUGCAAGAAAGACGGUAUCCACGGCUCGUUGCACAUGCAGACUCGUGCAUGCCGCUUCAGUCCUUUCCAGGAAGUGAAAAUCCAAGAGAUGGCGGACCAAGUCCCCGUUGGUCAUAUCCCUCGUACGAUGACCAUUCAUGUCCACGGAAACCUUACCCGCAUGAUGAACCCGGGUGAUGUGGUGCACCUCGGUGGUAUCUUCCUUCCCAUACCUUAUACCGGCUUCCAGGCUGUUCGAGCCGGCCUGCUCACCGACACCUACCUCGAGGUGCACCACAUCCAUCAGCUAAAGAAACAGUACAGCGACAUGGAAACAACUCCCCAGAUCGAGCAACAGAUCCGUGACAUGCAAGCGGAUCCUGCUCUGUACAACAAGCUUGCGCAGAGUAUUGCUCCCGAAAUAUACGGUCACCUCGAUGUCAAAAAGGCUUUGUUGUUGUUGCUUGUCGGAGGAGUUACCAAAACGAUGGGCGAUGGCAUGAAGAUCCGUGGCGACCUCAACGUCUGUCUUAUGGGUGAUCCUGGUGUGGCCAAGUCCCAGCUGCUGAAGUAUAUCUCCAAAGUUGCACCAAGAGGAGUGUACACGACUGGCAAAGGUUCUUCAGGGGUCGGUCUCACAGCUGCAGUCAUGCGGGACCCGGUGACCGACGAGAUGGUGCUAGAGGGUGGUGCACUCGUGCUUGCGGACAACGGUAUCUGCUGCAUUGAUGAAUUCGACAAAAUGGACGAAUCCGACCGGACGGCCAUUCACGAGGUGAUGGAACAGCAAACCAUCUCCAUUUCGAAAGCUGGAAUCUCAACGACUCUCAAUGCUCGUACUUCCAUCCUGGCUGCUGCCAACCCUCUGUACGGACGAUACAACCCUAAGGUGUCGCCCGUGGAAAACAUUAACCUUCCUGCGGCGCUCCUCUCUCGUUUCGAUCUCCUGUUCUUGAUUCUGGACAAGCCAACGCGUGAUGAUGACGAGCGGCUCGCCCAACACGUUACCCAUGUCCACAUGUUCAACGUGCACCCGCCACUUGAAUAUGCGGUCGUUGACCCCUUGCUCAUGAGGCACUACAUCGCCCGCGCACGCCAGAAGCGCCCCACCGUGCCCACCCAAGUCUCCAACUACAUCGUCGACUCAUACGUUCGCCUCCGCAAGAUCUCCAAAGACGACGCCGAGCAGAAGAAGUCGCACACGUACACCUCCGCACGUACGCUCCUUGGCGUCCUCCGCCUUGCGCAGGCGCUCGCCCGGUUGCGCUUUGCGGACGUUGUCGAGCACGCCGACGUGGACGAGGCGCUCCGCCUCAUGGAGUGCAGCAAGGAGAGCUUGAACGACGAUGACGAGCGCGAACAUGAGCCCGAUCGGUCGGCGGUCUCUCAGAUCUUCAGGCUUAUCAAAGGCAUGGCAAACGAGGGCGGGCGCAAGCGCCGUAAGAGACCGCGUAGGCUCGGAAAGGGUCCUGGCGGACAGCGUGACAUGGACGUGGAUUCUGAUGAGGACGAUGAGGAUGAGUAUAAUGAUGGCGAGCUUCCGCUUAUCGACAUUCGUUCGCGAGUCCUGGGUGCUGGCUUCACAGAAGUCCAGCUUAAUGAUACCAUUGCAGAGUACGAAGCCAUUGACGUUUGGACAAGAGUUGCGAACGGCGCCAAACUCCGGUUCAUCGAUGUUUGAACGCUACUUACGACAUUAGUUCAUUUACUACUCCAAAAUCUCAUGCUGUCUUCCUGCUUUCCAGACCUGUAUAAUCUAUGAUUACGAACCCCUUCCUGUUGAUAUAUAGAUACUUGGUAUAAAUAGUGUAAUCCCUCAACCCAGUAUCCAGAGGAAACUGAAGUCUACCGCGUCUGUGACGCGUGCUCCCAACUCCCAGACCCAGAACCACUGCCGCUGGCACUGGCAGGGCUCCCAGACCUGCCUGGUGAACGCUCAUCCUCGGGCUCGUCUCUAUACCGCGACGGACCGGGCCCGGUAGCUGAGGCCGGAUCAUCAUCAUCCAAAAAUCCAGCGUGAUAUCCAAGGCCUUCUGAGCUCGUUGCCUGUGGCUUGAGCCCAGUCUCCUCGUCCGCGUCGUCAUCCGAAACCUCGCCAAACGCAUCAUACAACUCCUUGGCCCUUGGCCUGCCCGUGCCGCCCGAGAUGCCGCUCAUUGGGACCUCAUCGCCGGCGAGGGAUGUGUACCGCGCCCGACGCUGAGCAACACGACGGCGCCAGAAGAACACGCCUGCUCCGACGCCGAAGAGGACAACGGCGCCGACGGCGCCAAAGAACCACUUCUGGUUCGAAACGAGGUUCGACAUGUCGGAGAACCAGCCUUCGUCCGGAGUUACACUCACGCUCGGCGCAGAUGGGUCGGUCUCAGCGUCAUCUUGCUGUUCGCCAGGACCGCCAGGGAAUGCAGGGUGCUUGUUCUCUCCCUCCGCGUCGCCGUGAUCAUCUGGCAGGCCCGCAGUUGGCUUGGGAUGCGUCUUUGUGUUCGUCGGCGUGGGCAUGUCGGUAGCGUCAUCUUCAGGUGGUGAAGGGAGAAGGUUUUCGUUGUUAGGAAGAACGUAUUGUUUAGCCUUGGAGGCGUCGAUUGUUGAUCCGAAAAACAUCAUCCGCCAGCCAAGGAACGUCCCGUUUUGACCGGGAUCAGCCUGGUCUUUGACACGAAUAAUCCAGUCGCCCACCGGGUUCUCGCCCCAAUGCUUAACAGACAUGAAGCGCCAACCAGGGUACCCUGACUUUGCAAAGUCCUUGUCUCGCUUGGCAGCCAAAACACUACGAAUGCCACUGGGGCUGGUGACUUCAACCUCUACAUCACCACGCUUCGUAUGCUCAAUCCAUACACGAACAGUAAUGUGCUCCAGCGACUCGAAAUUGUGUUCCUUGAGCAUAUCCUGAGUGAUCGUCAUCGUGCUCUUGAGGCCGUUCUUAGGGAUAAGCUGGCCGCCAGACAUCUUCUCGUUUUCAUCCAUAGUGCCGUUAACGACUUGAAUGGCAGGUGGCUCAAACCACGCUUGGGGCUUGACAAGUUCCCAGUCUUGCGCUGCAGUAACAAAUGCGUAUCCGUUGAUAGCGCCAUAACCGUACUUGUAGCUGAACUGUUUGCCGAUGGCAGUAGACUCCCAAUCUGCAUCCUCCAAGUUAAUCAUUUGUGCAGUCUGUACGCAGAGGUGUUGAAUGUCGCGCCAUGUCAAAUCGGGGCGAGCUUCCAAGGCGAGAGCGAAAACUCCAGCAGCAUUAGGAGCCGCUGCAGAGGUACCACCAUGGGUUGUUGCGCAGGCUGUUUCACCUACGUCCGUGGUAACGAUGGAAUGCCCGCCUCCAGAGCUAUAUGCUACCACCAUGUUGGCAGCACAAGCCUCCGAGUAGUACGGAUGCAUGCCUUUAAAAUCAACAGCUGAAACCGUUACAGAGUAUAUACUGUUUGUGUAGCCAUCAAAGUUACACUGGUCGCCGCUCGCGGCACCAUUACCACUUGCGAAGACGAAGAUAGAGCCUUUUCCGUCUCUUCCGUUGACAACACCGUUGACCAUAGCCUUCUGGAUGAGGUAUCCUGGUGCCUCCAUUGACCUGCCGUCAUCGGGUGGUCCCCAGCUGCAUGAAUAGAUGGAGGCAUUCUGAUAUCCGUAGUUCAGGGAUGCGGCUUCAUCUAUAUCCGUGAUUGGGCCAGAGAGAAUGCGCAACCCGGCAACUUUGGAUUCGUAGGCGAUGCCGACGCCGCAAACAUCGUUCUUCGCGGCCGCGAUCUGACCAGCGCAGCGUGUCCCGUGACGGUCAUCACUCAGCAUAGGAGUCGGUAGGUCUACGUGGUCGUUGUAAUCGUAUGAGUUAGCGGCGUCAAAGUUAGGUGCUAGGUCAAGGUUGUUAUAGUCGAGACCAUCGUCCACGAGAGCAGUCAGAACGCCCUUGCCAGUGAUUCCCAUCUCCCACACUCCCGUAACGUUCAUCAUGUGUUCAGGAUGCUCAUCGUUGAUGAUGUGCCACUGUGAGGGGAAGAGGGGGUCUACGUAGCCAUGCUGGUCUGCAUAACUUUCUGAUAGCGAUGGGCCAGGGACGGGAGGAGGAGCUCGUUGAAGGAGGCUGUCGUCCCGUUUUGCCCUCUGACGGGGCUCUUGCGAGGAGAAGUGUUUGAUGGAGGAAGCUAUGCGCCUGCGCCGAUGCUGCUCGUUGCUUCGCGGGACGGGGGCAGAACGUAUUGCACGGAGGGAGUUCCACCUGUUGACGACAAUAUUACGAGAGGUUCUUGGGACACUUCUUGAAUGAAGCUUUGGAGAACGGGCGACCCAGAAAUUAGGGAGCUCGUCGACUUGUCCGACGAGCUCUACGCCGAGCUCGUGUGCGCAUUCGGAGAGGGUCGCGAGGCCAUUAGGGUCAUGCUCAAUAACAUAAUAAUCGUGAGUAGAAUAUGAUCGUUUUGCGUUGUCAGUAGCGAGCGAGAGAGUCGCGCAGACGGCGAGGACGAGGGACAAAGGGAGCCGCAUUGGAAGCGGUCGUC